AUGUCCAACGGGCUUGACCUGUCAAACCCAAUGGCAUUCGCAAACCUGACAUUGGUGCUCAUGCCAUUGUUGCGGGAUGACACGGGCCUGGUCACGGCCCGAGCUGGGCUUGCCAAAUUCCGGAUCCGCACUCUUAACAGCAAUGACAUUGCAAACAUCAUUGCCAAAGUCGCCAUCAAUGAGGACUUCAUAGGUGCCGUCGCUUUUGGUCACAAACUCCUUUUGGUAGGUCACUUGAGUAGGGUCCGUCCUCUUUGUGCACAGAAUUUUACCAACCGCAGCUGCAACCAAAAAAUGAGCAAUAGGGAUGAAAUCGAUGCAGAUCUAAAAGAAAAACAGCGCGUGUACAACCAAAAGUACAACUCAGUAAAGCAUACGAUGUGCGAGGGGGAAAGGGUUACCAGCGAGUGGUCUGGAAGCUUUGGUCUCGUAGCCACAGAGGCAGGUGUCGCCGUAUACGGAUCCCUUCAGCAUCAACUGAUCGCCAUUGAAACUGGCGCUAACAAUGGAGGGUACCACGCAUAG
This is a messenger RNA of Striga asiatica, 525 nucleotides long. NCBI's taxonomy places the organism in Eukaryota, Viridiplantae, Streptophyta, Magnoliopsida, Lamiales, Orobanchaceae. The record is from the annotation of a GenBank genome assembly.